Molecule: messenger RNA, 3009 nt
Organism: Anoplopoma fimbria (sablefish)
Lineage: Eukaryota; Metazoa; Chordata; Actinopteri; Perciformes; Anoplopomatidae
Product: F-box only protein 33
Exons: 6
Coding region: 101-1579 (492 amino acids)
Biological process (GO): positive regulation of protein ubiquitination; SCF-dependent proteasomal ubiquitin-dependent protein catabolic process
Cellular component (GO): SCF ubiquitin ligase complex
Molecular function (GO): protein binding
Source: RefSeq, a predicted model, not a curated record
GAGAGGACGACGCGUCUCCACCGCUGCUCCAUCUCUAAAGGACGCCUCAGUGUGGUUCACCAGCUGGUCGGCUCUCUGACUGCAGCUGUCCCAGCUCGCCAUGGCUCUGUGUGGGGGUGUCGGAGCCAUGGCUUUACCCAGCGAGCUCAUCGUGCACAUUUUCUCCUUUCUGUCCGACCGGGACAAGCUCCGGGCCUCGGCCGUGUGCUCCCGGUGGAGGGAGUGUCUCUUCUACCCCGCGCUGUGGACCGAGCUCAAGCUCCGGGUAGGUGGAGGCUGUAACGGAGGUGGCUCCAGCUCCGAGGAGACCCCGAAGCUGGAGUUUCUCAUGCGUAAAUUCGGCUCCUUCGUGCGGGAGCUGCAGCUGGAGCUCGCCCCGGUGGAGGGCUACCUCAGCCCCCUGAGCAGCGACGCGUCGUGCGCCAGGAUGGAGCAGCCCGACGGCGACCCGCAGCUCUCCGGCCGGUGGAGGGACGCCAUGGCCACCUACUUGGACCAGGUGUUGUGUGUGUUCUCCAGCAUCCGCAACAACAGAAACCUGCGUAGGCUGAGUCUGUAUGGAGACACCUGUGUUCUACAGCAGGAGGGACUUUUGGACAGCUCCAACCUGCACCAAAUUCACCAGGGGGACAAAAAGAUCAAUGAAAUCCAGCAGUUGUUCAUGGAGGUGUUGUCUAACAGCAGGCACAUGAGGUGGUUGUCCUGUAGCUUCAUGCUGGGUCUGGUGACUCCCUGCUCCUUAGCCUGCCUGUCAAAUCCUUCAGCGGAGACCCUGCAGCACCUCAGUUUACUGGACCACCAGCUGGGCCCCCUCAUCUCGCCGUCAGAGUUGGAUCGUCUAUCCAAUAUUCAUUCUUUGGCUCUGGAUUUUGCUGAUUUGACAUCUGAGCUUUGCAGUCUGCUGGCAUCUCCUCGUCGAACUCCGCUGCAUCGCCUCUCCCUGCUGCUCAACGGCGCCGCCCUGGAAUUCAAACCGUUAGAAGGGACCGCCACAGAGGACGAUUGGAAAGCACUGAUACGUGUGAGUGCCAACCUGCGGGUGUACAUCAUGGCCCUGGAGGUUGACAGCUCAGAGCUCCUCAGGGUCCUAAAGCCUAGCCUCCCUCUGGAGCGCCUCCACCUCGACAGUUACAGCACGCUGGUAACCGACGCCACAUUGGAGUUCAUCUCUCAGCAGUACAACAAAACGCUGACUCACUUCCUGCUCUUGAGGGACGACCCCGACUUCCCUGACCUCAGCAUCAGUCGGAACGAGGACCCGCUGGUCCUCAUGGCAUGGAGAUGUACUCAGCUGGCUGUGCUGGUGAUACAUGGUUACACUGUUUGGUCCCAUAAUCUGGUGGCCAUCUCCCGGCUGCGAGGCUCCAGCCUCCGCGUCCUGACGGUCUCUGAGGAGAGCAUCGACUUCGAUCCGGACCAGAUGGUGUGCAUGGAGGGCGACCCGGUCCACAACCUGGUCAAAGAGGUUUCCCUUGGCCUCGGCCGUGUCUGGCACCCCUGCCUGGAUUCCAGCCUGGUUUUGUCCGAGCCCACCCAGCACUUCCACCGCGAGCUGCACGCCUUUAGCGUCGGCAUGUAGGCAGGGAUGGCACGUCCUACACGUCGCAGCCUAAAAUGGGUCAAGACCAGGCCAGACCGACCAAAGUCCAGGUCAACUCAGACCUCUGAAACCAGGCCAAACGCAGACCUAAGUGAGAAAUCUAAACUGGAUCUUUAAACAAUCUAUGAAUUACAUUUCUGUGAACUGAUGAGCUGAUUGUUUUUAUUAGACUUUUAUUUCUUGUGUUUCUUUCACAGGGGUUUUAGCACACAAUCAAGUCAUUUUUUCCAAAACAUUCCCUGUUUUCUUGCUUUGCCUCCUGAUUAUCUGGUUAGCCCGUGACUUAAAGCACAUUUUCCAAUCAACAUUAUUCCUUUUCAAAUUGGAUAUUUUAAUUAAAACUCUAUAUUCAUUCAAUUUGAAGUCACACCAAUCUGUGGUCCCUGACUACAGACGAGACUUGAGUCAUGACCAUUUUUAUUAACGAUCUGCUAAAAUGGGUCGCUCCCACCUCUUCAAAUGCCCUCUUUGUCUGGCUUGGCCCAGUCUGGUCUGGUCUUGAUCGACAAGUAUUCAGAGCUCGAUGUCUCUCCCUCACCUUAAUAACCUCCAGAGCCUCUGUAUGAUGUAACUUUGAUUUUUUUCAUUUUUUUCUUUUGACUGUUUCUCAUCUCAACCUGCUCUGUAUAACCAUGUUUUUUUUCCCGUGUGGUGGUUCCCUUGCCUGUAUAGGCUUUGUGUGUAUUUAAAUACAGAUAUAUUAUUAUCCUGCUCACAGCUAGAACAGGCAGGCAGGUUUAGUGAUGGGCCGGUUGGGAUUUAAGAGGGGGAUGCUUUAGUUGUGAACAUAUAUUUUUCUUUUCUUUUUCUUUUUAAACCUUUGCGCCGCGUUGGUCUGUCUGUCAGCUCCACUCUAGCAAACAUUGGAGUUUUGCAAACUAACCAAUCAAUCAUUUCCUGGGUAACACAACCAUAGCUGCUUCUUUUGUUGCACCUUGUGCACUUGUCCACUAGUUUGAGAACCUUGCCAGCAGGGUGGGAAUCUCCACUGUAAUGUGGCUGACUGUGGCGGGUGCUAAUCAGUUUUAAUGCUGUUUACCAGAAACAACCAUGUCAGUGCUAUGACUCGAAUAUUAUGCUCCUUUUUGAAUGGGUUUUAUUGAGGGUUUGGAGGCCUUUGCUGGUGGUGUUAUGGAGAAUAUUGUUACGUGCUUGCAGGCGACACACUUCCCACCCUGCUCACCUGUGGAUCUUUUGUGAAACCUCGCUAGUAGAUUAAAUUGGCGGCCUCGUCUUCCGACCGACGUUCAGAGCCAAACUAUAGAAUUCAGCCCGUUACUAUACGACACACUGUUCCACUUGGAUCUGUAGAGAGCUCGUAGUUGCAUCUUUUUUUCUAUUUUCAGGAUGAAUACAGCUGCCUUUGCUCACCUUUUUUAGAGGUCAACACUUUCUGACUGGUAUCAUUG